UGCUCUGCCACAACCUGAAAAGAACAGUUUUACCUUUUUAGACUUAAAGCUCGUGCAGCAGUGUGUUAGAUAAUUUUGUUUUCAGACAUGUCCUGAUGAAGUGUUUCUUUUGGAGUAUUUUAUGGGAAUAAAAUCUCAUCUGUUGGAUUUACAGCGCAAGUUUUUGGAUCUGUAUACAUACAGUGUUUAUUUGCUUCUGUGAACGCGAUCAUUGUUUGGUUUGAUCUAAUCAGAAAACUACAGGUUAAACUGGAGCAACAGAUUGACGGACCGCGACACUGAAAACAGAAACGCGGAUCCUGGGGCUGAAAUCUGGUGGAGCAGCCUAUACAUUUAUAAAAGAUAAAGUUUUUGCAGCUGUGUGAAAAGAACGGAACUGGAAUGUAAACCUGAAACCGUUGAACAUUGACAUGAUUGAUCGAUUCCGUUUUUUGACCGGUGUCUCUAUUCCGGUUUAAAGAGCGCGUCCUCGCGUCAAUGAUGCUUUAACCGGACUGACUGAAGUAGCCUAUAUCCAGUCAUGUGUUCACUAAAAGCUCUUCGGGACUGGUGUCGAGAUGUUUGUGAAGGUUACUCUGAUGUUCAGUUCACAGAUAUGAGCUCCUCAUUCACAGAUGGACUGGCUUUCUGUGCGAUCAUCCACAAACACAGACCCGAGCUACUUGAUUUUCACUCUCUGUCCAAACACAACGUCUACAAGAACAUGCGUCUGGCUUUUGAUGUUGCGGAGCGUGAGCUUGGAAUUCCUGCUCUGCUGGAUCCGGAUGAGCUGUUGUGUGAGGAAGAGCCGGAUCUUCUGUCCAUCGUCACUUAUGUCUCACAGCUCUACUGUGUCUUCAAUGGAAAAUCUCAUGACAGUCUGAAGAAUUGUGUGGAGGCUGAACCCAGCAGUACCAGAACACAAGAACAGACACACACUCCGGUAUAUGCCCGUCUGUCUCCCAGAAAGAGGGCGGGGCCUCAGGAACCUCCUAGCCCCACCCCCAGAUCACAAGAUCAUCGCCCUGAGAAUGACAGUCUGAAGAAUUGUGUGGAGGCUGAACCCAGCAGUACCAGAACACAAGAACAGACACACACUCCGGUAUAUGCCCGUUUGUCUCCCAGAAAGAGGGCGGAGCCUCAGGAACCUCCUAGCCCCACCCCCAGAUCACAGGACCAUCGCCCUGACAAUGACAGUCUGAAGAACUGUGUGGAGGCUGAACCCAGCAGUACCAGAACACAAGAACAGACACACGCUCCGUUCACAUCAGAUAUGAUCAGAUCUUCAGAUAAAAGAGUCUGUAGUGUCUGUCACAAACGUGUUCAUCUCAUUGAGAGGGUUUUGGUGAAGGGACGCCUGUAUCACCGUGCCUGCUUCAGAUGCAGUCGCUGCCAUCGCGCUCUGCUGCCGAUCUCUUUCACAGUUGACAGUGAGACUGGUUUACUGCAGUGCAGUUAUCACUGCAAAGCUGCUCCUGAACACAACCGGCCUGCAGAUACUGCUGAGACAGAUGGAGACAGAAGUGAGACAGACAGAUACAGAAGUGAGACAGACGGAGACAGAAGUGAAAUGGAAAGAGACAGUGUGAAUGAUGAACGUCUCUCCACCUCAUCAGACAUAGACAUCCAAGAACCUCCCAAACCCACUCCCAGAAAGAGGGUGGAGCCUCAGGAACCUCCUAGCCCCACCCCAAGAUCACAGGACCAUCGCCCUGACAAUGUGCCGUCUCAGAGCGCUGUGCGUAAGGAUCAUCCCUGGAUGAAGCUGGUUGAUCCGGGUCCCUGGUAUCGCCUUCCUCCAGCUCCGGCUCCUUCCACUCAUUCCCACCGCUGCCCCAUGACCUUUAACCCCUUCCUGGAGGAUGAUGGGGAUGAGUCCAAGGAUGAAGAGCUGAACCGUUUCAGUUGCAAAACAUCAGUUGCACACAAACCACAGACCUCAUGUUCAGCUCCCAGCAUGCACCAGGCUGCCCACGGUUUCCCUCUCAUCAAGAGGAAGGUGAUCACAGACACACACGUGUCAGAGAAGGAGGUGUGUAAGGAGCAGAAGGAGCUGGAGGAGAGUCUGCUGAGGCUGGAGAAGAGAGGAGUGCAGCUGGAGAGAGAGAUGAGGACAAGAACAGAUGAUAACCUUUUGGUUGAUUGGUUUAUUCUGAUUCAUAAGAAGAACAUGUUAGUGCGCAGAGAUGCUGAGCUGAUGUAUAUGUUGAGACAGCGCCGUCUGGAGCAGCAGCAGGCUGAUGUAGAGUUUGAGCUCAGGUGCCUCUUCAACAAACCAGAGCAAGACUGGAGCUCAGAUGACAGACAGCAGGAACAUCAGCUAAUGUCACGCCUACUGUCAAUCAUCCAGCAGAGGAAUGAUAUCAUCAGCUGCCUGGAUCUGGACAGACAGAGGGAAAAGGAGGAGGACAUGAUGCUGUCUGCUGUGAUCCAGAGAACUGAUCUCCUGACACAGACGGACAAACAGCUGGAAAAAUUCAACAAGAAGUUUAAAGGCCUUCAGAUGUUCAAGGCAUCUGGCUGUAAAUCUAAAAACAGUAGCAGAAAGAAAAGCAGCUGAAGGAGAGAAAGAGACUGUAGAUUAGGGGUCUUAAAUUUACAUCCUGGAGGAACACUGUCCUGCAGAGUUUGACUUCAUUUAAUAAGUAGAUGCUUGUUAAAUAAUGCAAAGCAGCAUUUCCCAGUGGGACAGUACCACUUGAGGCAAAAUUUUUAAAAGGGGGACGUUUAAGGUGAUUCAUGCUGAAACUUGGUCUAAAAUAUUGGUCUGAAAAUAUGGUCUAAAACAUUCUAAAACUGUGUUGACACCAGAGAAGUCUGUCAAAGUGAACAAUCUGGAUCCUUUUGUCUUGUCGCAGCACAAGUUUCUUGAAUAUGUCAGAAAUACAAACCCGAUUCCAAAAAAGUUGGGACACUAUACAAAUUGUGAAUAAAAAAGAAUGCAAUAAUUUACAAAUCUCAUAAACUUAUAUUUUAAUCACAAUAGAAGAUAGAUAACAUAUCAA
This is a messenger RNA of Megalobrama amblycephala (Wuchang bream), 2984 nucleotides long. Its product is annotated as MICAL-like protein 1. The transcript has 16 exons. Lineage: Eukaryota; Metazoa; Chordata; Actinopteri; Cypriniformes; Xenocyprididae. The record is from RefSeq and is a predicted model, not a curated record. Gene Ontology annotation, molecular function: protein binding. Bases 521 to 2539 code for a protein of 672 amino acids.